GUUGUCUUGGACGGACCAACCUCGGCGAUCGUAGGGUUUUUCCAUCAGAAGUGUUUUACCUUUUAAUAGUAUAAUAUUAGUCACAAAAAAGUGAAAUGGUAGAAGUGACGCUUUAGUACGCAUCGUCUGGUGUUACCUAGUAAGUCAUGCUCCUGGUGGAUCCUGGUGUGUUUAUUGGAACGGCGGCUGACCUUAAUGACAGUCGGGGUUUGGAAGAAGCCGCAAUCACUCACAUCGUGUCUGUGGACUCUGUGGACCCGGGACCUCUACUGCCUGUGGAUUCUAGCUAUCGCAAGAAAUGGAUCAAUGUCCUGGAUGAGGUGACGGCGGACCUCUUGAGCCAUAUGGAUGAUUGCUACCUAUUUAUUCAGGAGGCCAUGGAUGGAGGUGGGGCGGCGCUUGUCCACUGUCAGGCUGGGCGAAGUCGCAGCGCCACCAUCGUGACUGCUUACCUUAUGAAGAGACACAAGCUGGGCUUCGCUGAGGCUUAUCAGAGACUGAAGAGUGUCAAGCAGGAUGUACAGGUUAACAGUGGUUUUGAGGAGCAGUUGUGUCUGUAUGAGGCCUUGCAGUGUCAAGUGGACACCACCAAUCCGCUUUAUAAACAAUACAGAUUGACAAAGAUUACUGAGAAAUACCCUGAGUUGCAGCAGGUUCCCAGGGAAGUGUUUGCAGCUGACCCUGCCCAGUCCAGUUCAUCUGAAGCCUCCUAUCGUUGCAGGAAGUGCAGAAGAACUCUCUUUCGCAGCUCUAGUCUCCUCAGUCACCCGGUGGGAGAAGGAGCAUCAGCUUUCGGCCAUAAGAAGUCCUCUAACCUGACAGAAGGAAUCCGAUGUACAUCUUAUUUCAUUGAACCAGUGCAGUGGAUGGAACAAGCUUUACUUGGUGUGAUGGAUGGACAGCUUCUGUGUCCCAAGUGUCAUUCCAAACUGGGCUCGUUCAGCUGGUGCGGAGAUCAGUGUUCGUGCGGCCGCUGGAUCACGCCUUCCUUUCAGCUGCAUCAAAACCGAGUGGACGAGAUCCGAGCCAUUCACAUACACAGAUGACAUCACAAAACUCUUUGACAGUUGGAUAGAAAUCACAUGUAAUGUGUGCAUCUAAUGUCUUAAUGAUAUUUUUAUCCACCUACCUUCUCUAUCUUCUCUAUUAUCUAUACUGUACAUGGGCUUGACUGAAUGCUAAUACAUUAAAUUGGAUUCACACAGUUCACCAUCAUAAAAAUGAAUAUUAUCAAAUGCAGAAGAAAUUAUGCAAUAUGAUGGGCGGGUAUGACACAACUUAAUAAAAACAAUAUGUAGAUCUUUAUUCAGUGACGAUCAGUCAGUCAGUACAAAUGUUCUCUACCUCAGAUGAUUUGUUUCAACAACAAAAUCGGACAUGAUGGAAUAAAAAAAUGUAAGCAAACUUUCUUUGCCUGUUAGCGUGAGCACCUGCUGCGGGAAAAACAAUUCAUCAUUUAGUGCCCAAACAAAAAUGACUAAGUGAAAAAUACAAUUUUAACAAGAACAUAAACGCACGGCUAUAUACAUUCAAAGUUAAAAGUGAACUCACAAGAGUUCCAAAGUAUAUGUUGCAACAGUAUAAAUUAAUACAAAUCCCAAAUGAAUUGUAACUCAAAUGUUAAAACAAAAAGUAGACAUGCUGUGGUUGAACUGUUGAUAUCACUGAAUGUUUUGAAAUAAGAUGGAACAAAUUGUGAUUAAAAAUGGUUAUAAGCA
This is a messenger RNA of Syngnathus typhle (broad-nosed pipefish), 1718 nucleotides long. It is a transcript of the gene dusp12, whose product is annotated as dual specificity phosphatase 12. Gene Ontology annotation, biological process: protein dephosphorylation. The transcript has 8 exons. Gene Ontology annotation, molecular function: protein tyrosine/serine/threonine phosphatase activity. The record is from RefSeq and is a predicted model, not a curated record. Gene Ontology annotation, cellular component: nucleus. Lineage: Eukaryota; Metazoa; Chordata; Actinopteri; Syngnathiformes; Syngnathidae. Bases 147 to 1046 code for a protein of 299 amino acids.